AUGAGUUCUGCAAGCAAAGUUGGAGAAAUAUUCACUGCAGCAGGACAAGCAUUCAAUAGAUUAGGAGAUCUGACAAUGCAGCUGCAUCCAAACGCCGAAUCUCCUACCGGAAAGUGGACUGACGAAGAAAUUGAGAUGCUACGGCAAGUUGUCAAACAAUUUUCUGAUGGUUUAAACCAGAUAAGUGAUCACAUUAAGAGAAGAACAGUAUCCCAAAUUAGGACAGCCUUGAAGAAAAAAGCAUUCGAGGAUGCAGGCUUGCCAGUAAGGCCUGUAAAUCAGGUACAGCAGCCACAAAAUGUUCAGCAACAAACAAUGAUCAAAUCAGAAGUGACAUUGAAUAUGCUGAAUGCUGCCGAGUCUGAGGUAGAUGUGGAGGGACUUCAUGAAGAUGUGAAGUUGGAGUUUGAUGGAGGAAAUGAGGAGGUAUCAACAUAG
Molecule: messenger RNA, 438 nt
Organism: Phaedon cochleariae (mustard beetle)
Lineage: Eukaryota; Metazoa; Arthropoda; Insecta; Coleoptera; Chrysomelidae
Source: the annotation of a GenBank genome assembly